CAAACUCCCGCCCCAUACCCCACGGCCUUAACCCAAACUAAAAUGAUCUAUACUUGCAUGGUCUCUAUAUAUUCUCAUAGACUCGAGUACACUGACACAUAUUUAAAAAAUUAGAAACCCUAAAAUUAGUGUCAUCCAAGGCUUUCGGUUGAGCAAUUCCAGUGAAAGAUCGUCGUGGGAGCUACAAAGCAUUCAAACGGAUUCGAAGAGCUAGAUCUGCCUUGCUUUGAAAACACUGGUUGAAACAAAUCAUCCCAUUUCCAUAACCAAAAUCAAAAUGUCAGACAACAUACCGUUCGAACUCCAAGUGGAAAUUAUGAAGAGGCUUCCCGUGAAAUCCUUGAUUCAAUUCCGAACCGUCUCAAAGGCAUGGAAGUCUAUGAUCGACAGUUCAGUUUUUGUUGCUGAUUAUAGGACACAAGCAAAACAUAUAUUUUUACGGUAUGAUGAUAUAACGGAUCUCAGCCUAAGAUACGUUUCAGUUGUUGACGACGAUACUUUCCCCAGAAAUAGAGUUUUUCUGACUCCUCCCCGAUUGGUUACGGAGCGUGAGUAUUUUAGAAUAUUGGGCUACUCUCACGGCUUGUUUUGUUUCUAUCCAGGUAGCCCCGUCACUGGAAGGGGCAAGGCUCUUAUUUGGAAUCCAUCUGUUAGAAAAACAGUUGAGGUUGUUGUGCCUAAUGUGGCAGUUGGGGAAACAUAUGAAACCGUUGUAGGUUUCGGGGUUUGUCGUGUGACUAAUGACCCUAAGAUCGUCAAGAUCACACAUGUUGUUAGUUGGGAGGAUAUAGAGAGUGCACGUUGCAUCCCCUGGGAAGUUGAGGUUUUUACACUAAGCACAGGGGCAUGGAGAAGGCUUGGUGGCAAUCUCCCUCGUAAAUUGGUCCGCUUUCAGUUUAAUACGGCUUUUGAUUGUUGUUCGGUAGUUGUAGAUGGGGUUAUAUAUUGGUUUGCUACCGAUAGGAAUACCAUGAAUGGUGGGUCUUGUCAUCUGCUUAUAUCAUUUGAUAUAACAAGUGAACAAUUUGGAGAAGUAAACCUCCCAAAUAGGUUAGCACAUCCCCCGCCUGAACGUUGGUUCAUCUUGUUAAAACCAAGGGAGUCUCUUGUUGUGGUUGACAAUGAGUGGGAGGACGAUAGAAGGGUGUAUGAUGUAUGGAUGAUGGAGGGUGGUGUUUCUAAAUCGUUUACAAAGCUUUCCACUUUUAGCUGUCAGACAGAUGAUUAUGUAACACCAAUGGUAUUCAGAAAGAGUGGUGAACAUAUAAUUGAAAUUGUAGACGACCAAUAUGCACAUCUUGUUGCUUAUAAGCCCCGUUCAAAGCAGAUAGAUGAUCUUGGGAUUGAGGGGUGGUUCGGUACAUUUUUUAUGCAUCCCUACAUAGAAACACUAUCUCUGCUUGAUCAGCCGACAGCUCGUAGUGAUUCGGAUGGUGAUUAAAUUUGGGCUUGGGUCUUUGGGUUGCAAUUCAGGAGGGAAACCAAUGAAAAACAUGCCUUCUGGUGCCUUACAAUUUAAUCUAGAUUACUAUAAACUGUUGUGUGUUGUCGAUGUAUUAAAACCAUGGACUAUAAUAGCAUUUUCAGGUGAUUCAUUUUCGAUUAUAUGUAACCAACCAUGAAUGAUUGAAUUUGAUGAUAUUACAUGGUUAAACAACUUGAUUUUAUGGCUGAAAUGAACUAAUUUAAACC
This is a messenger RNA of Helianthus annuus (common sunflower), 1692 nucleotides long. Its product is annotated as putative F-box protein At1g32420. Lineage: Eukaryota; Viridiplantae; Streptophyta; Magnoliopsida; Asterales; Asteraceae. The record is from RefSeq and is a predicted model, not a curated record. The coding region runs from base 278 to 1441 and encodes 387 amino acids. The transcript is spliced from 2 exons. Gene Ontology annotation, molecular function: protein binding.